This is a messenger RNA of Sesamum indicum (sesame), 800 nucleotides long. Its product is annotated as large ribosomal subunit protein eL22z. The record is from RefSeq and is a predicted model, not a curated record. Lineage: Eukaryota; Viridiplantae; Streptophyta; Magnoliopsida; Lamiales; Pedaliaceae. Gene Ontology annotation, biological process: cytoplasmic translation. Gene Ontology annotation, cellular component: ribosome. Gene Ontology annotation, molecular function: structural constituent of ribosome; RNA binding.
UUCAUGUAUCCGCUGCAUCAGAUAGUUCCUAAAAAAGUGGCAUCCCCCGGCUCAACUUCAACCCGGGAACAAAACCAAAACCCUAGACGCCUCUACUAUCUUACUUUUAUUCACUUUUCACUCUCUCCACAAUCGGCCGUCCAUCUCCAUAACCAAAAGCAGCGAAGAUGAGUAAAGGCGCGGCAGCGGCGGGAGCGAAAGGCGGGAAGAAGAAGGGGGUGAGCUUCGUGAUCGAUUGUUCGAAGCCUGUGGAGGAUAAGAUUAUGGAAAUUGCUUCGCUCGAGAAGUUCCUACAGGAGAGAAUUAAGGUCGGCGGGAAAGCCGGCGCUCUUGGUGAUUCUGUUACCGUCACUCGUGAGAAGAACAAGAUCACUGUCACCGCCGAUUCUGCUUUCUCUAAAAGGUAUCUCAAGUAUUUGACGAAGAAAUACUUGAAGAAGCAUAAUGUGAGGGAUUGGCUUCGGGUGAUUGCUUCCAACAAAGACCGGAAUGUUUAUGAACUGCGCUACUUCAACAUCGCUGAGCAAGAGGGAGAGGAAGAAGACUAAACUUACAUCUAUGGUUCAUGUUCCUCUUCUGCUUGCCCCACUUUGUCAGAACCACUUUUUGGAUCAUUUGAUGUUGUUGGUUCUGUCUUUCUUCUGCAAUUUCUUGACUCGAUAGAUUAUGAGUUAUCACUUUUGUUUAAUGCGAAGCUUUAUGUUGUUCUUAUUUCCUGGAAUUCAUUCAGUAGCAAUAGAUAUCGUAUGUCAGUACAUGUGCAAUUUUUGCCGCUUUGCAAUGCUAUACCUUGUUCUCUA